AUGGCUGAAGAAGUGAAGCUGUUUGGUGCAUGGGGAAGCCCCUAUAGCCGCAGAAUUGAAUUGGCCCUGAAGCUGAAAGGACUUCAAUUUGAAUACAUAGAAGAGAACUUGUACAAUAAGAGUCCUGCGCUUCUCAAGUAUAAUCCAGUUCACAAGAAAGUCCCUGUGCUUGUACACAAUGGAAAGCCGGUUGCAGAGUCACUUGUCAUCCUGGAGUACAUUGAUGAGACCUGGAAACACAACCCCUUCUUGCCUACAGACCCUUACGAAAAGGCCAAGGCACGGUUCUGGGCUAGGUUCAUAGAUGAGAAGUUCUGGCCGGCAGCAAAAAAGGCUAUGGCGAGUAGGGGAAGGGAGCGAGAGGAAGCGAUUGAAGAAGCUCAGCAGCAUCUGAAAACCCUUGAGAGUGAGCUGAAAGAGAAGAAAAUCUUCGGAAGGGAGAGUUUGGGAUUUGUGGACAUAGCUGCGCAUCUUUUGGUUUGGCUUGUUGUUGCCCAAGAAGCCUUUGGAGUGGAGAUCCUAACUGAGGAGAAGUUUCCCGCCGUGCAUGAAUUGUAUCAAAGGCUCGCAGAUGAGGCUGUUUUCAAGGAAUGUAUGCCACCAAAGGAGCAACUCAUUGUCUAUCUUAAAGUUCGGUUGGGAGCCUCGACUGCUUCCAAAUGAAGAGUUGGUUUAUGUACGUGUCUGAGUUGAUGGGAAAGGAACCUCUUUCUUCUCAUCUACGUAUGUCAUAGUCGUGUAUUUUGAAGUUGUAUCAUGAGCUUUGUCCCGUUUGUGGGUAUGAGAACUUAAAAAUAAAUUGGAGAAGUACUGCACUAAAUGGUACUACGAGGAAGAACACUCCAGCAUUGCUCCUUAAUAAUAGCAUUUUAAUUCUAUGUACAUCGACCUCUAGAUUAGAUUAAUAAAGAUUUGGAUAUAGAGAUACUUACGAAAGAGCAGCAUGGCUUGGAUAUAGAAGUUUCCCACUGUGCAUGAAUGGUAUCACAGGUUUGCUGAUGAUGCUGUUUUCAAGGAAUGUGCGCCACCAAGGGAGCGACUCAUUGCCUAUUAUAAAGCUCUAUUUGGAGUCUCGACUGCUUCCAAAUGAAGAGUUGGUUUAUGUAUGAGUCUGAGUUGAUGGGAGAGGAACCUUUCUUCUCAUCCAUGUAUUUCAUAGUUAUGUAUUUUGAAGCUGUAUCAUGGGCUUUGCCCUGUUUCUAGGAAUGAGAACUCAAAAAU
Molecule: messenger RNA, 1221 nt
Organism: Vitis riparia (riverbank grape)
Lineage: Eukaryota; Viridiplantae; Streptophyta; Magnoliopsida; Vitales; Vitaceae
Product: glutathione S-transferase U8-like
Exons: 3
Coding region: 1-663 (220 amino acids)
Biological process (GO): glutathione metabolic process
Cellular component (GO): cytoplasm
Molecular function (GO): glutathione transferase activity
Source: RefSeq, a predicted model, not a curated record